AUGGUGGCUGUAAAUAAGGAACUCUUAUUAGAUCAUGUGUUAGCUUCACAAAUUUCGGAUGCGCCAUUUAUAGACAAACGAGCGCUCGAAAACAAGGGUGCUUGUAAACGGAAGGAAGAGCAGCAAGUGCAGCACAAUCAACCGCAACCGCCAAAAAAGCCUCGUUUAGUGUUUACAGACAUUCAGAGGAGGACUUUGCAGGCGAUAUUCAAAGAGACGAAGAGGCCAUCGCGAGAGAUGCAACUGACAAUCAGUCAACAACUCGGACUAGAUCCAACCACG
This is a messenger RNA of Strongylus vulgaris, 282 nucleotides long. Lineage: Eukaryota; Metazoa; Nematoda; Chromadorea; Rhabditida; Strongylidae. The record is from the annotation of a GenBank genome assembly.